This is a messenger RNA of Macrosiphum euphorbiae (potato aphid), 3366 nucleotides long. Lineage: Eukaryota; Metazoa; Arthropoda; Insecta; Hemiptera; Aphididae. The record is from the annotation of a GenBank genome assembly.
AUGUAUGAACCAACACUUAAAAAUUUAACAAAUGUCGAUUAUGGUAAACCUCCCGAUAGCCAAAAUCAAAUUCUUCAAGAAUUGGGUACUCCGCACAUAGACUCCUUUAACUAUAUGAUUGAAGAAGGAUUGAAUUUAGCAAUCUCUGAUUUGUUACCAGUUGAAUUUGAUACAAAAGGAAAAUAUCGUGUGAAACUUACCUUACUGGAAGCAGCUAUUCAUCAACCUCGAGUACCUACAGGAUCACUUGGUGUUAAAUCACAUAGUAUAUAUCCAUUAGAAUGUCGACAACGUCAUGGUACUUAUUCAGGAAGACUUGAAAUAAAACUCGGUUGGAGAAUUGAUGAUGUUGAACAAAUGAUAAUUGACAGAGAUAUCGGCCAAGUGCCAAUAAUGUUAAAGUCUAAAUUGUGUCAUUUGGAAAAAAUGUCUCCAAAACAAUUAGUUAAACUAGGAGAACAUCAAGAUGAAUGGGGUGGAUAUUUUAUUAUUAAAGGCAAGGAACGAUUAGUACGGCUGUUGUUAGGAACAAGAAGGAAUUUUCCAACUGCUGUUCAAAGAAAUACUUGGAAAAAUAAGGAUAAAUUUUUUUCAGAUAUUGGUAUUUUGAUUAGAUGUGUUAAAGAUGAUUUAACAACUGUUACAAAUAAUUUGCAUUAUUUAACAAAUGGUACUGCCAAAUUAAUGAUCCCAAUAAAGAAGAGGGUAUUUUAUGCACCCAUAUUUUUAAUAAUGAGAUGUUUAACUAACAGUUCAGAUGAGUUUAUAUUUAGACACAUUAUUAAAGGACAUGAAAAUGAUUUAUAUUUCAUUAGAUCUGUAAUGGAAAUGAUGCGUUCCUUACAUGAAAGUAACAUACAUUGUCAAGAAGAUGCUAAGGAAUAUAUUGGUAUUAUGUUCAGACCUAGAUUUUAUGAAUUGCCUGAAUGGAAAACUAAUAAAGAAGUUUGCGAUCAUAUGCUCAGGAAUUAUGUUUUAAUCCAUUUAAACACUGAUUUUGAUAAACUCAAACUCUUAGUUUUUAUGUUGCAAAAGUUAUUUUCAGUGGCCCAAAAUAAAUGUUUAGUUGAAGGUGCUGAUGGAAUUAUGAUGCAGGAAUUAAUGCUUGGUGGUCAUCUUUAUCUGAAAAUCCUCAAAGAAAAGUUGCAAACAUGGUUGAAUUUAGUUAAAAUCAACCUACUUAAAGUUGAUCAAGGUGGUCAACCAUCUAUUGGUGAUAUGAUGACUGCAUUGAGAAGAUGUGAUUUAAUUGAACACUCAAUGACAAAUUUUUUUGCUACUGGCAAUCUCAAUAGUCAAUCUGGUCUAGGAAUGCAGCAAGAUAAAGGACUUACAAUUUUGGUUGAAAACAUAAGUCGAAUGCGAUAUAUGGCUCAUUUCCGUGCAGUUCACCGUGGUGCUAUUUUCGAGUCUAUGAGAACAACUGAACCUCGAAGGUUGUUGCCAGAUGCUUGGGGUUUUAUAUGUCCUGUUCAUACUCCUGAUGGAACUCCUUGUGGACUUCUUAAUCAUUUAACCAAAUCUUGUAUAGUCACUAAAUCAAUCAGUAGAAAAGUAUUGAAUGACAUUCCAAAGGUAUUAGUAUCUCUGGGUAUGUGUGAAGCAUCAUACAAACCUCAAGAUAUUAAUAUUGGAUUUGUAUAUAAUGUAAUUCUUGAUGGUCGUAUAAUUGGAUAUGUACCAGAAACAUUGACAGCAUUAUUUAUUAAAAAGCUUCGUACCCUGAAAGUGAAAGGAAAACAAAUACCGGAGACUACUGAAAUCGUAUGGCUUCAAAAGAAAGAAGAAAAUAUUUUGGGUCAAUUUCCCGGUCUUUUUUUGUUUACUGGAAAUGCAAGAAUGAUGAGACCAGUUUUUAAUUUAGAUUUAGAACAAAUAGAACUAAUUGGAACUUUUGAACAAGUUUACUUAGACAUAAGUAUUUCAGAAGAUGAAAUUAGACCUAAUAUAACUUCGCAUAGAGAAGUUACAAAAACAGAUUUUCUUAGUCAUUUAGCAUGUUUAAUCCCUUUGCCAGACUACAACCAAAGUCCUCGUAAUAUGUAUCAGUGCCAAAUGGGAAAACAAACAAUGGGCACUGCUUGUCAUAAUUGGCAUUUACAGUCGGAAACAAAAUUGUAUAGGAUACAAACACCAGCAUCACCGUUGUUCAGACCUGUUCAUUAUGAUGCAUUAUCAAUGGAUGAUUUUCCAAUGGGUACAAAUGCUGUCAUAGCUGUCAUUUCAUACACAGGUUACGAUAUGGAAGAUGCUAUGAUUAUUAAUAAAAUGGCAUUAGAUCGAGGAUUUUCUCAUGGUUCUAUAUUCAAAACUGAAUUAAUUGAAACAAAACCACAUACUUAUUUUAUGCGUGACCCAUUUAAAGAAGAUCUUCCGGAUUCUUUGGGUGUAGAUGGUCUUCCACAUAUCGGCUUAAAACUGUCUAAAGGAACACCAUACUAUAGUUAUUUUGAUGAACAAAUACAAGGAUUCAUAAUAGCUAAGUAUUUAAGCAAUGAAGAAGUUAUUGUUGAUUCAGUUCGUCAAUGUGGAGAUUUUACAACUGGCCGAAAAAUACCAAAUAAAGCUACAAUUACCGUGAGAGUUCAAAGAAACCCAACAGUAGGAGAUAAAUUUGCUAGUCGUGCAGGACAGAAAGGAAUAUUUAGUAAAGGCUGGCCUGCAGAGGACUUGCCAUUUACAGAAAGCGGAAUGGUUCCAGACAUUGUUUUCAAUCCUCAUGGUUUUCCUUCAAGAAUGACUAUCGCUAUGAUGAUAGAGUGUAUGGCGGGCAAAUCUGCAGCAGUGCAUGGUGUAGUACAUGAUGCUACACCUUUUAAGUAUAGUGAAGAAGAUACUGCAAUUGAUUUCUUUGGAAAACUCUUAGAAGCAGGUGGAUACAAUUAUUUUGGAACUGAACAAAUGUAUAGUGGUGUAGAUGGCCGAGCAAUGAAGGCAUCAAUUUUUUUUGGUGUUGUUCAUUAUCAGCGAUUGAGGCAUAUGGUUUCGGAUAAGUGGCAGGUACGAAGUACUGGCCCAGUUGAUGCUGUUACAAAACAACCUGUGAAAGGCCGUAAAAGAGGCGGUGGUGGUCGUAUUGGUGAAAUGGAAAGAGAUGCAUUAAUAUCCCACGGAACUCCAUUUUUAAUGCAAGAUCGAUUUAUGGAUUGUUCAGAUAAAUCAACAGCUCUGUUGUGUUUGAAAUGCCAUACAAUACUAACUUCAUUAGUUCAAUUCAAAGAAGACAGUUAUUCAAGUAAAAUUGCUAAAUGUAGAGUAUGUGACUCUACUAAAGUACAAGAAAUUGGAAUACCUAAUGUAUUUCGAUACUUAUGUUCUGAACUUGCUGCAAUCAAUAUUAAAUUACAGUUAAAUAUUGAAGUAUAA